This is a messenger RNA of Aquila chrysaetos chrysaetos, 939 nucleotides long. Its product is annotated as formin-like protein 13. The record is from RefSeq and is a predicted model, not a curated record. Lineage: Eukaryota; Metazoa; Chordata; Aves; Accipitriformes; Accipitridae. Bases 1 to 939 code for a protein of 312 amino acids. The transcript has 3 exons.
AUGUCCUACUGGUCCUCCCGGGCCCACCUUCGAGCCCAUCAUCUCCUCUUCAUCCUGCGCAAACCAUCUUGGCACCCGUCAUCUCCUCCUGGUCCUGCCCAACCCAUCUUGGUGCCCAUCACCUCCUCCUGGUCCUGCCCAAACAAUCUUGGUGCCUGUCAUCUCUGCUUGGGCUGGCUGGACACAUCUUGGCACCUGUCAUCUCCUCCUGCUUCUAGACCCAUUUUGGUGCCUGUCGGCUCCUCCUGGUCCUCCCCAACCCAUCUUGGCACCCAUCAUCAUCUCCUACUCCUGGACCCACCUUGGCACCCAUCAUGUCCUCCAGGUCCUCCCCAACCCAUCUUGGCACCCAUCAUCAUCUCCUACUCCUGGACCCAUCUUGGUGCCCGUCAUCUCCUCCAGGUCCUGCCCAACCCAUCUUGGCACCCAUCAAUCAUCUCCUGCUCCUCCUGGACCCACCUUGGUGCCCAUCAUCUCCUGCUCCUCCUGGACCCACCUUGGCACCCAUCAUCUCCUGAUCCUCCUGGACCCACCUUGGCACCCAUCAUCUCCUGCUCCUCCUGGACCCAUCUUGGCACCCAUCUCCUCCUGCUCCUCCUGGACCCACCUUGGCACCCAUCAUCUCCUGCUCCUCCUGGACCCACCUUGGCACCCAUCAUCUCCUCCAGGUCCUGCCCAGCCCACCUUGGCACCCAUCGAUCAUCUCCUGGACCCACGUUGACACCCAUCAUCUCCUCCUGGACCCACCUCGGCACCCUCAUCCCCGCCGCACCCCCAUCUCCCCGAUCCUGGAGCCGAAGGGUCCCCCCGACCCCCCCCCCCCGGCACGGCCGCCCCCCAAGUGCCUUCGGCUCCACCCGGGACGAAGCGGGACCACGGGGGGCACCGAGGGGCACCCACUUGGGGGGGGGGCACCCAUCAGAGUAUAUAGAGCUAUAA